Messenger RNA from Penaeus monodon (black tiger shrimp), 570 nucleotides. RefSeq names its product ribosomal RNA-processing protein 7 homolog A-like. Gene Ontology annotation, biological process: rRNA processing; ribosomal small subunit assembly. Gene Ontology annotation, cellular component: CURI complex; UTP-C complex. Gene Ontology annotation, molecular function: RNA binding. The record is from RefSeq and is a predicted model, not a curated record. Lineage: Eukaryota; Metazoa; Arthropoda; Malacostraca; Decapoda; Penaeidae.
CAUAUAUAAAAUCAACCACCUCUCCUCUACUUAAAUUAUUGAUAUCAUGACAUGAAAUAACAAGAAAAUCAGAAUUCGUUUUACGCCCGUAGUAGUUCAUCAUGGCGGCCCCCAGGAAACAGGCGCUUGACAGUGUUCUGGGAUUUAAAGUUGUUGAACUCAAGUUCAACAAAGAGAGUACAGCCAGACACCAACUCCUGUGGAAGCAACAUGUCGUCAGAACCUACGAUAUGGACAAGCCAGCAGAAAGAACUCUCUUUGUUGUGAAUGUUCCUCCAUAUGUCACAGAAAGUGCUUUCAAGAAAUUGUUUUCCCAAUAUGGAAAGGUUUUGAAAGUCCACUUCCACAAGAAGCCCACUUCAGGUGCUCCACAGCAGUCAAAGUUUCCUAACCUGGACCCUGUUCCACCUGUUCCGAUCUUGCACAACUUCGGAAGAAAUUUGAGGAAGACAAGAAGAGGAUAACCCAAAUGAGGACAUCAAGAAAAUUCAAACCAUACUGAAGCAGUUGGCGAUCCGGAGUAUAGCAUUGAGGAUGACAGGAAAUCUAUUAAAUCUUUAUUACUAGUUG